AUGCCACGCUUCUUGAACACCUCGACGGGCGAAUUCGAGUGGCACAAUCGUCUGGAAGGGAUCGUUUAUGCCAUUCUGUCGCAUACCUGGCGAUCCGAGAAGGGGGGCGGCGAGCAGUCCUACGACGCCAGGUCUCCGCCCUCGUGUAUUCUCUCUCAUCCAAAGAUCUCAGACAAGAUCAAGGGCGUCUGCAAGGUCGCGCGCGAGGCCGGUAUCCGGCUCGUAUGGAACGAUGCAUGCUGCAUCGACAAAUCGAGCAGCGCCGAGCUCUCCGAGGCGAUCAACUCGAUGUACGAGCUCUAUCGGCUCUCACAAGUGUGCUAUGUCUACCUCGAGGAUGUUUCCGACGACGAUGAUCCCGGAGACCAAGACUCGCGCUUCAGGCGGAGUAGAUGGCACACGCGCGGUUGGACCCUGCAGGAGCUCAUCGCACCGGAGGCCGUCGAGUUCCUCACGAAGACGUGGCGCUUGCUAGGCACGAAGAUGGGGCUCGCCGUGACGCUGGAGGAGAUCACUGGGAUCGACUUCAAGAUUCUCACAGGCCAGGCCACUGUGUACUCCGCUAGCGUCGCGCGGAGGUUGUCAUGGGCUUCGUUGCGAGAGACAACGCGCAUCGAGGACCGGGCGUACUCUCUCAUGGGCAUCUUCGGCAUCCACAUGUCUCCUAUCUAUGGCGAGGGCGACAACGCGUUUCUCCGUCUCCAGGAGGAGAUCGUCAGGACCAUCCCCGAUCAAAGCAUCUUCGCAUGG
Molecule: messenger RNA, 750 nt
Organism: Trametes versicolor FP-101664 SS1
Lineage: Eukaryota; Fungi; Basidiomycota; Agaricomycetes; Polyporales; Polyporaceae
Product: HET-domain-containing protein
Exons: 2
Source: RefSeq, a predicted model, not a curated record